GGGCGGGGCCCCUUUGUGACGUCACGAUCAGCUGUCGGAAGGUGCCGAUUUGUGCGGGGGAGCGGCGCGCGCUCGGCAGAACGGCGGGUUCCGCACCGGCACCGGCACCGGCACCGGGACAGGGACAGGGACAGGGACCGGGACCGGGACCAGGACCAGGACCGGUACAGAUACAGCACCGGCACAGAUACAGCACCGGCACCGCCCGGCGCCGGCACUACUUCAGCGCCUUCCGCCGCCGGGACACGCAGGGCCGGCCUUUGCACUGAAGCAAAGUGAAGCACCUCACAAUUGCACUGCACACUGCUCAGCUGAUUCCUCUGGCAGCCGAACAUCUCUGUCACUGACACCUCGAGGGCUCUUUCUCCCCUCCCUGCCCAUCUCUCCUGUGUCUGUGCCUGGAAGCUGGUGCCCAGCAGUAGCUCCAUCUCCCUGUCCAUCCUGCUGGACUGCUCCCCACCAUGUUUCAACGUCUCACCAGCCUCUUCUUCAGUGACAGCAGCACGCCAGAGGGCUUGGAGGAGCCCAAACCCUUUGUCGAGGAAGAGGAGGAGGAGGAUGGCUGGCUCAUAAUUGAUCUUGCAGGCAGCCGUGCCCGCCCCGGCCCCGCCCGCCGCCCGGCUGCCGGCGGUACCGGGCGCUCGGCGCGACCCCGCCCGACGCCCCCCGGUCCGCCUCCGCCACCGGCUGCUUCCCCGGUUCCGGCCGGUCCCUGCUUGAUGGACGAGAGUUGGUUUGUCACCCCUCCCCCCUGUUUUACUGCAGAGGAGCCCGGCCCCGACGGCGUGGGGAGCAGCCCCAUGGAGGACCUGCUCAUCGAGCACCCCAGCAUGUCGGUCUACGUCACCAGCACCCUCGAGGUGGAUGGGGAGGGCCCCGAGGACGAUGCUGCAGAGGACGUUCCGGAGCCGCGGCCGGAGCCGCCGGUGCUGCACCGCGGCCGGGCGCUGCCGGUGAAGGCGGCGGCGCUGGACAAGGCGGGGCAGGCGCAGCGGGCGCAGCGGGCCAAGCAGCUGGCGGAGCGGCACCGCCUGGCCCAGAAGGCGCUGCAGCGGCAGAACCGGGCCCGGCAACGCCCGCCCCGCCGCGCCAAGCAGCUCCCAGGGGCCUUCGUCCACCAGCCCUGCCAGCGCCACUGCAACUACUGACCUCGCUCCUCCGCCCAGGGGCUCCCCCCGGCCGGCCCCGGCCCCGGGAGCGGCCCCCACGGACACCGGGGACACGGCGGCGGCUUCACUCCACACCCAGCGCCCGCACGCCUGACCCGCACUCCUCAUCUUCCUCCUGUACCCUCACCGCGCCCCUCACCCUCGAUGUCGUCUGGCCCACGACCCCCGAGCCGCCGGCAUGGAGGGCCACGCUGCCCCUCCCCAGCUGCCUCGGCAGCGUCCACGCGGGAAAUCAGAAUUCCCGGUGCAAUCACCUGUUCCUGAAAUCACCUGUUCCCGGUGAGACCUGUUUGUCCUGAUAAGCCUGUGACAUCAGUGCCUUUCCUCACGUCAUGACUCCAUGUACAGCCUGGCUGGGAUGUCACAGAGACAUCGAGCGGGAGAGACGAGAGCAAUGAAGCCACAAGAUUUGGGAUUUUUAGGAAAAUCUCAUCAAUAACACUAAAUAAUGCUUCCGCCCUGCAAAACCAGCAAACACUCCUCUCCCUCCUUGAUUUGUUAGCUACAUUUUACCGUGAUAACGCCCCACUGCCCGUCCUGAAGGGGCUUGUGGUUGAAAGUGCUGGUAGAAUCUCCACGGCUGGGUCAGCCAGGCCGCUCCUGGUGCCUCACGGUGUUGUUUUUUUUAACAACCUUAAAAGGAAUCUCAGGAACCAAAGCACCGUCCCAGCGCCGCGCCGGAGCCCUUGGCUACCGUGCCAGGAGGGGUGGCCAGCCUGGGGUGGCAUCACUGUGGCUGGGGGUCCCCUCUGUGCCAGCCCUUUGGCCCUGGAGCCAGUCACCUGCCCCAGCCCCUGUAUCUGUGUGUGUAUUUCUCUUUGUUCCUGGACACUCAGAGGAGGCUCUGUAAAGCUGAGGGUCGCUGCCUGCCGGGUGUUAGUCCCCGGGAGGGGAGAGGAGGCAGGAUCUGCACAGCUUCCCCGAGGUGGCCAAAGCACGUCUGUGGUGGUGGUGAAGAGAUGUUGAAGAGGAGGCUGGAGGGAAGAGGCUGAAGUAAGGACAAAGAUGGAUCUGGGAGCCGCUGAAAUGAGUCAGGAUGGGGCAGGCCUGAGUGAGAGGAUUGCUGUAACAGGAGCUGUGACAGAGGCGUCCUCUUUCCCCACUGAAAUUGGCAUCCUUUCCCGUGAAGGGCCAAAUUCACUGCUAAUUUUUAAUGCAAAUCCCUCCUCUCUCCAUGAUGGACUCCUUUUGCCUUCGGAAGAACAUGGUCCAGGCUUUUCACUGGCUCCAGCACCAGCUGAAAUCCAGCAGAAAUUUGCUGAUCUGCCCCCAGUUUGCUCCUUCUAGGAACCGGUUUUGUACCCUCUGCCCUGGGAAAGCAUCCUGCUCAUGACCACAGCCUGGAUUCCCACCCUCUGAGACAAGACAUCCCCCUACAACACUUCAGAAAAUUCUGAUUUCACCAGAGGUUCUUCCACUCACCAUGUUGCAUCCCUUAAUAUCAGCUGGGGACCUUGACUGAAGAAAUUGUGAGCCCAAACUGAGACAGCUGAUAGUUAUUAAUUCUUUUAAUGAGAUUAAAGCCAAAAUGAACCUUCUUAGUAGCAACAGCCCCUAGCUCCGGGCCAAGCAGCCUGGACUGUAGUAGCCAGCUGCUGCUGCUCCCCUGCAGCAUUUCCCUUCACUCCACUGCCUCAGCUUUUCCAAAAGCACAGAGCUGGACAGCUCCAGGGUGGUGCAUCCCGAGAGGUGGAACUGCGUGCUCGCGGCAUUGCCCCGCCCUCCUCGGGCCUCACCACAGCCCCUGUCCCUCGCCAAGCCUGACCUCCCCCAGGUCACCCUGCUGGUGAGGAGACUGGCAUCUCCUGACUCCAGGGGAGCAUUUGCAUCCUUUGGCUGCCUGGGCUUCACACUCAAUGCCUUUUUUUGCCCCUGCAGUGAUGCCUGGGAUGGACUGGGAGCAGGGCAGUGCAGGGCCAGUGGCACAGGUGCUGUAGCACAGGCAGGGGCUGAGCCCAGCUGUGGUGGGUGCUGCCCUCCCAUCCCCGCUGACGCCGCUCCAGGGCCACUGGGCAGCAGUGGUGGAGGAAGCAUUUUCUCUCUGGCCCCAGCUCACAUCAAGGGCAGAAGCCAAGCACUGUCCAGACCCCAGCUUGGUCUCCACUACAAAUUCUCCUGCUGUCAGUCCCUCUGGAGCACUCCAGAAAUCAGAGGCUGGCUGUGACCCCACUGCCCCCUUGGCACUCCCAGAGGAGCAGGCUGGGGAAGCAGUGACCCCGAGGCAGAUCCUGCCGUGUCUCACCUGCCAGGCUCUCCUGUGCCUGCCCAACUGCUGGAGAUGGUACCCCAGGAGAAAUCCCUUAUGGAAAUCCUCCCAUGCACCCUUCUCAUCUGCUGUGAGCCAGCCCUUGGCCGUGUUCCUGGGGGACUUGUCUCAGCCUGGCACUGCCACCAGCACCUAGCCCCCAGUGCCCAUUGCAAACAGGUGAUCUUCCUCUGUCCUCGUUUUCAGAAACAAAUUCAAACUCUUUCUGUGCUAGUCUGAGAUGUCUUUCAUCACUCUCUGCCCAGCCAGCACAGGAGAUGAAGCAGAACUAUUACCACACUUUAUAUCCAGAGUAUGUUUAUGAAAGAUUAAUAAAUUAUUAAUAAUGUUUUCAUGAAGAGGUUAAUCCAGACCCUGUGCCUCUGGUGGGUCAGCGUGCACAAACCACAGCAAAUGAGCUCCUGCAAGUCUCCUCUGUUGUUUGCACUCUUGCCAUGUAUUAACACCUAACACUCACCUGCCAGCCCUUGCCAGGCGACUGUCACCCUCGGUGUGACCCUCCCCUCCCUGUGCUCUGGUCAACCUGUCCUUUGCAGAAGACCUGCAGUGUUCUGCUCCUGCUCAGCAGCAAGCACAAGGCCAGGCCUGGUCCCAGGCCUCCUGCCCAGUGCUGCCAGAGCAAGAAAACCCCUUUUCAUUGAGGUUUUUUGUCUCCUCGAAUCUUAAAACAAAUGAAAGGUGCUUAAGAACUAAGAACUUCCUUUGUGUGCACCCAUUUGCAUGUGUAGAUAUUUCAAAGCCCAGUGUGGGUGUUCUGUAGCUUGUUUUUGGGUUGAUUUUUUUAGAGGUUUGUAGGUUUGGUUUUUUUUGCACCCAGUAUUUGUGAUGCACUGUGUGGUGCUUCCAAUGGGAAGGUUCUGGUUUGCAGGGAGCCCUUGAGCUGGUCCCGCUGCAACAGGUGGGGUGAAUUUUGCUUUCUUUUCUGUACUUGUGUAGGGGGGAAACUACAGCAUGGACUCAGGGACAAACCAAUCUGCUGGGGUCUUUAAAAAUGUCUUUUUCCUAGGCUUCUCUGUUAGAAUGUGGGGUUUGGUUCUGGGAUGCUGCAGGCAUGUGGCAGCACGUGGUGGUGACAGGAGCUGCAGGGUGCUCUGGCACUCCAGUGUGAAAAUGAAGUUGUGGCCAUUUGUGGUGGGAUCAUUCCUCGGCUGCAGCCCCUCUUCAUUUGUUCGUGGCCUGAAAAUUCGCCUUUCCAGCUGAAUGUGGCUGGUCCCCUUUUAGACUGGCUUGUGAGCAACCAGGCACAGAUUUUCAGCCCUGAGCUCCUGGGGUUUGGGAAGUGCAGCAGGACUGUGUGUUAUGGCCUGACUCACCACAUCACUGGGAUCAGGGGACAGCCAGGAUGGUGAAGCCUCUGAAAUGAUCACCGGGGGAAAUGGUGACGCAGGCAACUGAAAGAAAUUUUUGCGUUUCUUGCAAUGAAAGCAUAAAAAAGGGAAGAAUUCCCAGUGGAGAGGCCUGGGCAAAUCCCUGUUCAGUAAAUGUUGGCUUUGCUGGGCCGUGUGUCAGUGCUGGGCUCAGACACCAGACCUGGCUCCAGCCCCUGCUCAGGUGGGCAGCAGGACACUGGGGCAGGCUGGGACAGUGCUCUCAGCAGUGCUGGAGUUUGUGAGACCCCUUCUGGAGGGAAGAAUCUUCCCACCACUGAAGCCCCCGUGGUUCAGGGAUCUUCUCCAAGUAAGGUUUACCUCUGCUUGUCUGGCUCUGCUCUGGCAGAUGAGGAGGAUGAACCCUCUGAUGGGACAGGAGGGACAGCCCUGCUGGGGAAGUGCCACCUCUUGGGCUGCACCAGGGCCACCAGUGCCCCCCAGGCUGUGCUUGCUGCACUGGCCAAGCUGUGGCCAUGGCACACUCAGGACCCCUCACCAGCAGCCACAACAAAGUUCUCACACCAAAUUCUGGCUCUUGCUUGGCACCGCAAGGCUGGAGGGAUGCCGAGGGAGUGGGGGCAAAUCCUCACUUGUUGCUCUGAAACGUACACUCACAAAUGCUCUUUCUAAGAAACUCUGCUGCAAAAGCUUGGUCUGGAAGGGAAACAGUUCUUUCCGUGGGAGUCCACGUUUCCUUCUCAUUGUGCAGAAAAUCAAUGCAUGGCUCAUCCCAAAGAUCACUGCUGUGGGAAUCUUCUCUCUGUAGGCUUGUUUCUAAUCAAUAAUUUUACAUUUACAUCAUACUAGUACUUUUUCCUCUUCUGUUCAACCAUAAUGGGGAGCAAAAUACCCACAUAGAUGUCUUACCUCACCAGUAAGGGAAAAAAAAAGAUAAAAAAUACUCCAGUGAGGUUCUGGGCUUGAGUCCCACAGCUUUGCAGUUGCCCCUCUGGAUCAGUAUCAAUUCCAUUGCUCUGCCAAAAGUGGAAAUUAAACUUUGUGUGAAUUUAUUGAAAAACAAGUGAGUCCCCAAAGAUCAAGCAUCUAAUAAUCAGGAGACAGUAAGAAGACAUAAGUCACCUCAGGUCAAGAGAAAUGGUUCUCAGCAUAUUUUAGAAGGCAGCACCGAGCCCCACUGCCCUGGGAAUGACUGCUGGCAGUCCUCAAGUCUUCCCUGAGUCUCUGGGUUGGAACAAGAGACCAUCCAUGUCCAGCUGGUGCCACAGGGACCCUCGAGCCAUCAGGCAUUGUCAGCUUCCACCACUCCCAGCCUCCAGUUUGCUGCUCCUCCUUUGUUGCAUGCACUCAGCAAUAGCUGCUGAGGCAGAUAUUGCUGAGUGCAUGCAACAAAGGAGGAGCAGCAAACCGGAGGCUGGGAGUGGCAGGUGGGGAGCAUCAGCAGCCCAGUGUCUCCCCAGCUUCUCAGAGCUUCCCCCCAAGCCCUUCUCCACCGUGGACUGUGGUGAUCUCCUCAGCACAGCUAGCAGGGACCAGACCCUGAGGAGGGACAUCCAUGGCUCUGGCAGCAGCCCCCUCCCAGGGGACUGCCACAGGCAGACCUACCAGGGGCAGGAAUGGGCCUUAAAAGGGGCUGAUCCCCUCAGGGCUUGUCUUCUUCAAGGUGGACCUUCCCACCUCUCAGAUCUGCUCCAUACAUAGUCAGUAACCUCCUCUUGUCCUCAUGGGCUCCAUCUCCAUCCCAUUUCCAUCACUGGAGUUGCUGCCACAAGUUGCCUGAAUGUGGCUGUAGGAGCUGGAUGCAGCAGUGGGAAGGGCUCUGCCUGCCUGAAGAGUCCCUUCUUGCUGAGAGGUGUCCUCAGCCCCCUGGAGCUGCCACCUUCUCCUCGCUCAUCUCCAGGAUCCCAGAGCCCUCCCAGCCGUGGGCUCUGGGCAGCUGCACAUGCUUGGCCAGGAGGUCUCCCUGUUCCAUCAGCCUUUCUUUUUGCUUCUUGAAAACGUUUGUCAUUGACCCAUCACCCUCUCCUUAGAGGAAUGAGGAUGAUGAGGAUGAGCAGCUCCAUUCAAUAGCAAAGGUGGCUUUUAUGUGUGAUCAUUUUUUCAGUUCUGUGCAGAGUGGUGACAGCCAAGUGUGUCCCCUGUCACUCAUUCCCAGCUGACACCUCCCGGGCUGGCAAGGGGGUUGCUCUUCCAACCCCAUAUUUUGUACAGGGAUGGUGCCCCAUGCUCCAGAGCACAAAAAGAGCUGCAAAGCUUUGACUUUGUUGCAGCUAAACCUGAAAAUCCUUCUGCCUUCCACUUUGACCCUAUUUCAUUGCGACGGGAGGGAAGAUUUUAUUCUCUGCAAAUGGAGGGGAAAGCAGCACAGUAAAUUCUAAAUGUAGCUUAAAAAUGGGUUGCACAGGGGAGCCUAAAGCUCCUUUGCUCUUUCACAUUCACCUCAUGUACCCUUGCUGGGAAGCCGUGAGCAGCUGUGCCCAAGUCUCACUGAGUUCUUAUCCUCAGCUUUGUGCUUCGGGAAGUCUGGGGAUGAGAGAGCAGCACAAGGUGUAGCAGUGACAUUUCCUCUUGUGUCAGAACUGUCCUUGCACAGAACCACUGAGCACUGCAAUAUUCUGUCUGUGUGUAUCCACCCCUGGUACCUGCUUGUGAAACUCUUGCCCACACAUUGCCCUCCCCCAUGCGGGGCUGACUGACUGUACAUGUGCCUUCACCCUUUGUCAUGGUUUGGCAUCUUUUUUUAACACAGUUACAGAACUUGAAAAAAAUCACUGAACUGCAGUUACAAGUCCUAUGCAAGAGGUGACCAGGGAGUCAGUUUUUGGUAUUUCUGUGUUUCUGUGUUGUCUUCAAAGGCACUGUGGGGUUUUCCAGAGAAUCCCAACAGAAUGAAUGCCCCAAAAAUUUCGUGGUUUGUUUUUGUUUUUGUUUUUGUUUUUGUUUUUUGUUGUAGUUGUAGUUGUAGUUGUAGUUGUAGUUGGGUUUGGGUUUUUGUUUGUGUUUGUUUGUUUGUUUGUUUGUUUUUGCUAAAAAGCAUUUAGCAUUUUGGAUAUACUAAAUCUCUUAGGCAGCUUUGAAAAGCUCUAAACCCCAGUUGCCCAUGGGGCUGUGUUUGGAGAGCGAGCAGGAGCAGGAGCAGCAGGACAGAUGCAGGAGCAGCAGGACGGAUGCAGGAGCAGCAGGACGGAUCCAGGAGCAGCAGGACAGAUGGCUGCUCCGUGGUUGGACAAGGUUGCCUUAAGCCUUCCCUGAAAUGCCCCAGAGAAUGUUCUGUGCCCUCCCGCCUGUGCCCGGGGCAGCCCGGGCAGAGCAGCUCCCGCCCCGGGCUCUGCCUUAGGCUGGCACAGCCGCCACGGGGCUCUGGGAGAAGAGGGAGAAACCAGCCCCACGUUUUUGACAUCACCUGUGCUGUAGGACUGAGACCUCAUCUGGAACUCGAAGCUAACGAAAUCCGUCCUUAUUGUAUGCUAUGUGUUCAGUUGGUGUAAGCAGGGUUCGUAGGAAGGGGUGUCUCCUCCUCGUAGGACAUUGUGUAAACAUUUGCUGUGUGUCGAUUGCCUGGGACACAUUGUGUAGUGUGCCUGUGUGUGUGUAACCUGGUUUUGGUUGUUAGGUUGUAAUGCUGUCUCUUGACUGAAAAAAAAUCUAAUAUAAAGAAAAAUCACAAGAAAUAAAAAAAUAUAUAUUUAAAAUCUA
Messenger RNA from Haemorhous mexicanus (house finch), 8459 nucleotides. It is a transcript of the gene TP53INP2, whose product is annotated as tumor protein p53 inducible nuclear protein 2. The record is from RefSeq and is a predicted model, not a curated record. The transcript has 4 exons. NCBI's taxonomy places the organism in Eukaryota, Metazoa, Chordata, Aves, Passeriformes, Fringillidae. Gene Ontology annotation, cellular component: autophagosome; nucleus. The coding region runs from base 462 to 1148 and encodes 228 amino acids. Gene Ontology annotation, biological process: autophagosome assembly; positive regulation of DNA-templated transcription.